Messenger RNA from Glycine soja, 2213 nucleotides. RefSeq names its product apoptosis inhibitor 5-like protein API5. The record is from RefSeq and is a predicted model, not a curated record. The coding region runs from base 200 to 1852 and encodes 550 amino acids. Gene Ontology annotation, biological process: regulation of programmed cell death. Gene Ontology annotation, molecular function: mRNA binding. The transcript is spliced from 17 exons. Lineage: Eukaryota; Viridiplantae; Streptophyta; Magnoliopsida; Fabales; Fabaceae. Gene Ontology annotation, cellular component: nucleus.
AGGAGAGAAGAGGCGCUGGCUACUGUUUAUAGUUUACUGUAAACUGUGUUUACGUUGUGUCGUGUGGCGUGUUCAGUGAGGUAAGGGAAACUCGUCCCCAUCGAAGAGCUUACUUGACCUCGCACCACGGAAUCGUUCCCUACUAAUUCAACUCAACAACACUAUCGUCUCCAUUCACUAGUUAGAAACGUGCGUUCCAAUGUCUGAUCCUGCCGAAGAGGCUGCUUUCAUCGAGAAGCUCUACGAAUACGGCGAGCAACUCAACAAUGCCAAGGACAAGUCGCAGAAUGUGCAGGAUUACCAGGGAAUCAUAGAUGCGGCGAAGACGAGUGUGAAGGCGAAGCAGCUCGCUGCACAGCUGAUUCCCAGGUUCUACAAGUUCUUUCCUGACCUUUCUAGCCCUGCUCUCGAUGCACAUCUUGAUUUGGUUGAGGCUGAAGAACUCGGGGUUCGAGUGCAAGCAAUUAGAGGUCUGCCUCUUUUUUGUAAGGAUACACCUGAGAAUAUUGGGAAGAUGGUUGAUAUUCUUGUGCAAAUUCUUGGGUCUGAGGAAUUUGUGGAGCGUGAUGCAGUACAUAAGGCUCUUAUGUCUUUGCUGAGGCAGGAUGUCAAAGCUUCUUUGACGGCUUUGUUUAAGCACAUUGGCAGUGUUGAAGAGCCAAGCACGGAUGAUGUUAUUCGUGAGAAAGUUAUAAACUUUGUUCGAGAUAAGGUUUUCCCUAUCAAAGCUGAAUUGUUGAAACCACAGGAGGAAAUGGAAAGACACAUAACUGAUCUCAUUAAAAAGAGUUUAGAAGAUGUUACUGGCAUAGAAUUUCGAAUGUUUAUGGAUUUUCUGAAGAGUUUGAGCCUAUUUGGAGAAAAGGCUCCGGCUGAGCGGAUGAAAGAGCUUAUUGGAAUCAUUGAAGGGCAAGCUGAUUUAGAUGCACAGUUCAAUGUAUCAGAUGCAGAUCAUAUUGACCGGUUGAUAUCUUGCCUUCACAUGGCACUUCCAUUUGUUGUGAGGGGUGCAUCAAGCAACAAAUUUCUCAACUAUAUAAACAAAUAUAUAAUAUCUGUUUUUGACCAGCUUCCUGGAGAACGGAAGGUAGAUUUACUCAGAAGCCUUGCAGAAUUUUCACCUUAUACAACACCACAAGACUCACGCCAAAUGCUUCCUUCUAUUGUUCAGUUGCUGAAGAAAUACAUGACUUGGAAGAAGACUGGAGAAGAGAUGAAUUUUACCUAUGUUGAGUGCUUGUUGUACACAUUUCAUCACUUAGCUCAUAAGGUUCCUAAUGCGACAAAUAGUUUAUGUGGAUAUAAAAUUGUUACUGGCCAGCCAUCUGAUAGGCUUGGAGAGGACUUUUCAGAGCAUUAUAAUGAUUUUACUGAGAGAUUGAAUAAUGUUGAGGAGUUCACCCGGGCUACAAUCAAGAAAUUAACUCAAGGAAUGGAUGAAAACAACAAAUCUAUGGCAGGUGCUAAAACUGAUGAAGAAAAGGAAAAAAUUAAAACUAAAAAGCAGAAUGCUACAACUGGGUUGCGGACUUGCAAUAACAUUUUGACAAUGACAAAGCCAUUGCACGCCAAAGUGCCUUCUUUUAUUGGAGAUAAGAGAAUCAAUCUCUCUUGGAAAGAAGCAACAAAAGCAGCAUCUACUGCACCAGCUGCUGGAGCAAAACGGCCUGCUAAUGCUGCCAAUGGGUCCAACAAUAUUGCAUCAAAGAAAGGUCGAGGUGCUGGUGGUUUGCAAAAUCAACUAGUCAAUAGAGCGCUGGAAGGAUUAUCUGGUGGUGGGAGAGGAGGUAUGAGGGGCAGAGGCCGGGGCUGGGGUGGUCGUGGAAGAGGAAGAGGAGGAGGGUAUCGGUAACUUUGUUGCAGAUGUGAUGUAGAAAACAUCAGACUUCACCAGACUGUACCAGAAUACAAAUAGGACCUGUUAAUGUAUUACAAUUCUUUGUCAGUGGAAGUUUUGACUUUUUGAUUAUAGCGGAUGAUGAAAUUUUAAUUUAGUCGUACUUUUUACUAAGGUUGUUCAUGUAGAAUGCUGAGUUAUUGAUCAUUUUCCAAUCCAUUUGUUGCAAGCAGCAGAUGGGACUAGCUGACGGAACUUAUGUUCGUUGGUAUGUAUGCAUGUAAUUUUAAUGACGAGUGCAUUUUAAUGGAAAUGGAAGACCGUAUCUCGUACUGGGAUGUUACCCGUUUCAGGCAAUAUGAAAUUAAAUGGUUAA